GGCCUCCCCUGGCCAGGUCCCUGUGUCUGCAGGAAGGAGUGGGCGUGAGCGGCACUAAGGGCCCUUCCACCAACUCUCCCUGGGACGGGGCAUACCCCCAACACUGAAUAAGGGUCUGGCCCUGGUGAACCAGGGUCCUCUGCCACUGCACCUGGGUGACGGGAAUGCCAGUCUUGGAGCUAUUGCUCAACUCCUACAAUUGCAGUGAGGCGACUUAUUUCUCUUCUCCCCAUGCCCAAACCUCCAAACCUAACUUCAUCAAACUGUAGAUUCUAGACCUUCUAUUGGGGAGCAUUGCCUCUGACAGAUGGAGAAACUGAGACCCAGAGAGGAAAGCACCUUGUUGAGGACCACACAGCCAGGGGUGGUACAGGUGCAAUGGGACCCUAGUCCAGGAGGGAAGAAGGGUCCAGGGGAGGUGAGAAACAGUGAAAAGAGCUCCAAGGAACAGGGAAAAAGGUGGUCCAGGGCUUCAAGGAUGUGGCCAGCCCACCUCCUACCGGGCGCUGGAGUCUUCUAACCACCUCCAAGUGCUGUACAGUGGCAUGCCAGCCUGUCACAGCUCCUCUGCCUUUCUGAGUCCAGAGUGAUGUGAUAGCCUGCAGCAGUCAGGAUUGGGACCCAAGCCUCGGACUGUGGAGCCUGUACCCCCAGACCACACGCAGGCCACAUCCGAAGGCUCUGGAUACUGGGGUCUGGCUGUUAUGGUCAGGGAGCAGGAGGUUGCCACCCUGCCUGUGUGUUGGUGGCUGUAUGGCCAUGGUUUCUGUGGAUGGGGGUCAUAGGUAUGCUUGUCUGCAUCCCCAUCCUGUGCAGCAUGUCCCCAUAGCACAGGUGUCUAAUCAUCCCCACUGAGGGGCGUAGAGCCUGGGCUUGGAGUGGACAGUGCUCAGUCCAGCUCAGGGUCUGGAUCCACAUUGGAGCACAAACCUGGGUCCCAGGGGGGAAACCGUGCAGGUCAGACCCCUAGGAAGACACCUCAGCUGCUCUCCCCAGCUUCUGGGCAGAGGGAUUGUAGGGCUCUGGCUUGUUGCUCAACCUCUUCUGUGGCUCUGAGCCUCUCUGCAGUUGGGGCUUGGAUCCAGGGUUCUCAGGGCCCCUCCCAGCUCCAGCAGCCUGGGGCUCCUGAACUUCCUCCUGCCCCUCCCUUCACCCAUACCAAAUGAGCAGCUGGUCUGUUGGCUGGCCUAGCACCAGCUGUCCAUCCCUGGGGCCAAGUCCGUGGAGCCCGCUGUAUGUGAGACACCGUUUGGCUCUGGGGGCGACAGGCAGGCAGCUGCUGAAGAGGACUAGCUGGAAGUGUCCACUCGCCUUCCACCAGCAUGGCAGCAUCCUCCCAGUACCGCCAGCUGCUGAGUGACUAUGGGCCACCAUCGCUGGGCUACACCCAGGGAACUGGAAAUAGCCAGGUGCCCCAGAGCAAGUAUGCAGAACUGCUGGCCAUCAUCGAAGAGCUGGGGAAGGAGAUAAGACCCACCUAUGCAGGGAGCAAGAGCGCCAUGGAGAGACUAAAACGAGGCAUCAUUCACGCACGAGGACUGGUUCGGGAGUGCUUGGCUGAAACGGAACGGAAUGCCAGGUCCUAGCCUCCCCGCCAGCUUGGGGGUUCCUGGCUCUCUACAGCUCAUCUCCCCUGUUCAGAUGAAAUACUCAUUUUCAAAAUGGUAACAGUUUAGUUUUUUUCUCCCAAGGUUCACAGUCUCAAAAUAUUGGGAAAAGAUUUCGAAGUUAAUUAGGAUUUGCAUUUUAAGUAGUUAGGAACAACCCAGUUGUUUUUGUUUUUUAAGAUGCAUGUGAAGUUAUUUUACAGCAAACUGUUGUUUGGCUCCAAGAUACCAGUGUCUCCCUUUAAUCUUUUGAAUACUUUAUGUUACCCAAAUUGUUAUUUGUACCUUUUCAUAAGCUCAUUUGAUCCCAAGGACUUUGUUUUAAUGCAUCCUGACCACCUGCUUCACUUAGCUGGUCCCAUGUGCCAUACAGUGUAGAUUCUGCUUACUGGCACUUCUUUUUUGCUUAAGCAUUUGCAUGACUCUUAGUGCUUUGAAGUCAAUUUUAAGAGUGCACAAGUUAUAAAUACAGAAGAAAGAGCAACCUACCAAAUCUAAUAAGGACCCCGAAAAUUUUCAUACUAAGACUGUACAUAGAUUUCAGUUUGUGUUUACUGUAAGUUGAUCAAAACAUCUGGAAGAAAAUGACUAAAACUGUUUGCAUCUUUGUAUGUAUUUAUUACUUGAUGUAAUAAAGCUUAUUUUCAUUAACAAUG
Messenger RNA from Ictidomys tridecemlineatus (thirteen-lined ground squirrel), 2263 nucleotides. RefSeq names its product cyclin dependent kinase 2 associated protein 1 (gene Cdk2ap1). Lineage: Eukaryota; Metazoa; Chordata; Mammalia; Rodentia; Sciuridae. The record is from RefSeq and is a predicted model, not a curated record. Gene Ontology annotation, cellular component: nucleus; cytoplasm.